Messenger RNA from Limulus polyphemus (Atlantic horseshoe crab), 1859 nucleotides. Its product is annotated as double-stranded RNA-binding protein Staufen homolog. The record is from RefSeq and is a predicted model, not a curated record. NCBI's taxonomy places the organism in Eukaryota, Metazoa, Arthropoda, Merostomata, Xiphosura, Limulidae. The annotation marks the transcript as partial. The transcript is spliced from 7 exons.
GAGCUCAAGAAAUAUGGUGGCGUCUCCCAUAAUCCAAUGCUGUGUUGUCGGCAUUAUUUAGGGUACUGUUGAGCAUGGACAGUUAUUAACAAAUGAAUUUUCUUUAUUGUUUGCCAUCUUUCAGUGGUAUGUAGAUUUUUGACAGGGUCAUCUUGCAGCUGCCUGGAUUUUUGUAAAUUGGAGAGUGAAAGGAGAAUUAAAUGAAUCCCUCACGUGUAACAGCAUCUAUUAUUAUUCCUCAGAAUAUUUCCAAAUCCCCAGGCAGUGGCAUAAUGUCAGGUGUGACUGUUCCACUUAGUGUUAUAGAAGGAUCUGACCCAAAUACAAUGUCAGUUACUGGACAUGUUGUCACUCAUUCUAGUCCUGCAGUUGGGCCCAUGAGUGAUACCUCUCUCUCCAUUCAGGGGUCAGGCUUGCAUUCUAUGAAUCCAAAUUUAAGUACUUUGGUUAAAAAUCAACCUGAUAGUACUAUAAGCUCCACAGGUUCUGUCCCCAGCAGCACAGUUCCCCCUGCUGGUGGUGGCAGCCCUCAACCCACAGAAACCAUGGCAAACACCAAAGAGAAGACACCCAUGUGUCUAGUAAAUGAACUAGCACGUUUUAAUAAGGUUCAGCAUCAAUAUCGCCUCAUAGAUCAAUCUGGUCCUGCUCACAAAAAAAAUUUUACUGUUGUUUUGAAACUGGAUAAUGAAGAAUAUACUGCUAUGGGACCUAGCAUUAAGAAAGCACAACAUGCAGCAGCAUCUGUGGCACUAAAUAGAACUUCCCUUAAACAUCCUCUUCCAAAGAGUCAAAAAAUGAGUCAGGGGCCAAUGACUCCUACUGUGGAACUGAAUGCACUUGCCAUGAAAUGGGGAGAACCUGCAAUCUACCAACUGAUCGAUCCACCCCGUCCCGCAUUGAUGCCCAAUUUCAACUUCCGUGGGAUGUACAACCAACGUUAUCAUUGCCCAAAAAUUUCUCUAAUGUGCUAUGUCUGUCUGAAAGUAGGGAACAAGCAGUUUUUUGGGGAAGGGACCACAACUCAAGCAGCAAGGCAUGCAGCAGCUGAAAAAGCUUUGCAAGCAUUAAAAGAAAUUCCUUGUCAAGAACAUACAAAGAAACAUAUUGAGGUUUCUAAAACUGUAAAAGAAAUGCCAGAGCUUGAUCCAAAUGUAGAACUGAAAUCUCCAAUUAGUUUAGUUCAUGAAAUUGCCUUAAAAAGAGGCUUUUCUGUCAGUUUUGAAGUCAUUAGAGAAAGUGGCCCACCCCAUAUGCGUAUUUUUGUCACCCGCUGCUCUGUAGGGGAGCUGGUUACAGAAGGAGAGGGAAAUGGAAAAAAAAUAUCAAAGAGAAGAGCAGCAGAGAAGAUGCUUAUAGAGCUCAAGACAUUGCCAUCAUUACCUGUCAUGCAACAAAAAAUAAAGAAAAAGCCACUUGGUAAAAAAAAGGGACGCAAUUUAAUCAAGGAACAGAAGGCUGAUCCACAGUAUGGACAAGGAAUUAACCCUAUCAGUCGGCUUAUUCAGAUCCAGCAAGCGAAAAAAGAGCGAGAGCCCAUUUACACUGUUGUUGCUGAACGAGGAGAGCCUCGUCAGAGAGAAUUUGUUAUGCAGUGUGAGGUUGGAAAUUUUACUACAACAGGAACAGGACCUAAUAAAAAGACAGCCAAGAGGAAUGCUGCUGAUGCUAUGCUGCAGCUAAUGGGGUACUCUCGUCCCCAACCAGGAAAAUCAGCAAUCAAAGCUACUACCCCAAGAAUUGAGGAUGGACACGUGUAUUCAGGUCAGGAGGUAGAGAAAACAAGAAAAGUUAAAUUUCUAGAAUUUGAAGGUGAGUGUUUGAAGAUAGUGUAUCACUUUGGUUUUGGUUUUCUUAAG